This is a messenger RNA of Octopus sinensis (East Asian common octopus), 621 nucleotides long. RefSeq names its product splicing factor 3A subunit 2-like. Gene Ontology annotation, molecular function: nucleic acid binding; zinc ion binding. The record is from RefSeq and is a predicted model, not a curated record. Lineage: Eukaryota; Metazoa; Mollusca; Cephalopoda; Octopoda; Octopodidae. Gene Ontology annotation, biological process: spliceosomal complex assembly. Gene Ontology annotation, cellular component: nucleus; catalytic step 2 spliceosome; U2-type prespliceosome.
AUGGACUUCCAACAUCGUCCUGGAGCGAAGACAGGGUCUGGUGGAAUAGCCUCUGCAGCAGAUGCCAAUCGAGAUCGACGAGAAAGACUGCGUCUGCUUGCCUUGGACACAAUCGACCUGGACAAGGACCCCUACUUCAUGAAGAAUCACAAUGGCAAGUUUGAGUGCAAACUGUGCCUCACUCUCCACGAGAACGAAGGCAGUUAUUUGUCCCACACACAAGGAAAGAAGCACCAAGCCAACUUGAAGACCCCCUUUAAUUUCAGAGGAGAACGUGCAGCCAAGGAGUCCCAACAAGAGGUCCGUGCCCCCGUGGCAGUCCAGCCCCAAGUGGAGAUCAGAAAGUUCGUGGCGAUCGGCCGUCCUGGCUAUAAAGUACUUCUCUGUGCUCACCCAGUCACCAAACAACGGGACCCCAUGACUGGCCAGCAGAGUCUGCUCUUUCAGAUUGAUUACCCCGAAAUAGCACAGGGCAUUUCCCCCCGUCACCGAUUCAUGUCGGCCUAUGAACAGAGAAUUGAGGUGCCGGACAAGGCAUGGCAGUACGUGCUGUUUGCAGCUGAGCCUUACGAGACGAUUGGCUUUAAGGUGGCAGUUGGGUGGGCUAAAUUAGAUUCCUAG